Molecule: messenger RNA, 2759 nt
Organism: Onychostoma macrolepis
Lineage: Eukaryota; Metazoa; Chordata; Actinopteri; Cypriniformes; Cyprinidae
Gene: tm4sf5
Product: transmembrane 4 L six family member 5
Exons: 5
Coding region: 106-708 (200 amino acids)
Cellular component (GO): membrane
Source: RefSeq, a predicted model, not a curated record
CAAGUCUCAAAGGGCAUUCUGUGCUAUCAGCCAGAGCCUGUGCUGCACUGAGAAGAACACAGCCUUUGAUAAUUUCUCCUCUUUUUUUAAUACAGAUUCAUCGCAAUGUGUACUGGGAAGUGUGCACGGUUAGUGGGGCUAAUUCUUCUGCCCUCAGCUUUUUUGUGUAUAAUAGCCAAUAUACUUUUAUUCUUCCCUAAUGGAGAACAGUUGGAAACUAACCAGAUUUCCCUUCAAGUCUGGCUUAUGGGAGGUGUUCUUGGUGGAGGACUAAUUAUGAUGUGUCCAAGCUGCUCAGCCAUCAGAGCCGGGGGCAAAGGCUGUUGCGGGGCAGGUUGUUGUGGAAACCGUUGUCGUAUGCUGAAUUCUGUUUUCUCUUCUGUGUUUGGCGUUGUUGGGUCGGCCUACUGUGCCUGUGUUGCCAUCGCAGCACUGGCUGUUGGGCCACUAUGCCAAGUCCAGGAUGAUCAAUGGGAAUAUCCCUUUAAGGAUACUGCAGGGAACAACAGUUACCUGGGGAAUAAGACCACAUGGUCCGAGUGUAUCUUUCCCGAGAAUGCGGUACUCUGGCACAUCGUGCUGUUCUUCAUACUUUUGGGUCUGUCUCUGAUCCAGAUGGUACUCUGUGUCAUUCAGGUUGUGAAUGGAUGUGUAGGCUGCCUCUGUGGAGACUGCCGGAAAAAGAAAUCGGAUGAGGGAGGUCUGUGAGAUGCGGAGGAGAAAAACAACCAUGAUUCAAUCUGUAGUCCUCACAACAGGAUAAGACUUUCAAACAACACUAACAACUUGCAGUCCAAGCCAUCACUAAAAAGUGAUGUUAUGCGUAAAUGUAACUUUAUUUUAACUUUAUUAUGUGUUAGUGCUACUGUAGCAGUAAAUUUGAUCCAAAUAUCAGUUUUGGUAACCCUGAUUUUAUGAUGGAAAUUGUAUAGAAAUUAAGUUUUUACUUUUUAUAAACGUUGUGCAUUUUGGAAUACUAAAUCAUCAGAUCCUAAUGAUCCAAUACAACCGUCUUUCACAAUAAACAUAAUUUGCUGACAUUUAUUUUGUCUCUCAUGAGCCAUAAAAUGUAGUUUUUGUAGCAUGAAUUAUUAACUUGAGUAAUGUCUAUCUUUAGAGUUGGCAUCAGAUUGCAUGAGAAUAUUUCCUCUACAGGUUACAGAAAUACUCUGAGUGUUUUCUUUUUCUGGUGUUCUUGGCAGGAGACAUCAAUUUUCUCUCUCUCUCUCUCUCUCUCUCUCUCUCUCUUUCUCUCACACGUGUGUGUGUGUCUUUGCCUUUCUAUUUUCUAGUUUAGUGCAGUGAGAAUCUGAAACCUUGGGCUGGCUGUUUUCCAUUUGCUUUCUGAAUAGUCUGAUGAAAACCACCAUGUUCCUUUUUGCUUUCCUCUCUCAAUCUCGACACCUGUGUCAUUCACUCUUUUAAUUAUUCACUGCUUUCACUAUUGUACCUCUGACACCGGAACAAACCGGAUCUUGCAGCAUGCAAAGGAAAACACUAUGUCAGACCCCCUGGUGGUGAAAGCCAGACCUGCAGCUGUAAAAACAUUUAUACAUUGAAACCAGGGAGUGUUUUAAGAAUAAGGGGCAUUUUCAAAAAGAGCAUCAGAUUCCUUUAAAGUACUCAAUAAUGUCUAUUGCUAUUAGCUCCCUGAACUCUGACAUGCUUAUGAAUAUAGAGUCUAUAGACCCUGUGCUAACAUUUAGCUCAUAAUCGUUGUUACCAUAGCAGCCCUCCACUCUAAUUGCUAAUCCUGCACACAAAUGCCUAUUUGAAGCUCAUGCUAGGAUAAAGUCUGCAGAAUCUCAAAACAAGUUUACAGAUUGCUUAGACCAAGCAAACUGAUCAUUGUAAACAUGCCAUAUAUGUCUCAGCCACAAGGGGAGAGAGGCAACAGCAUGUCCUAGUACAUGCUACGUCAGCUUAAUGUAUAGACCCGGUUCAAACCAGACCAGAGUGUUCCAGAAAAGGAUGUUCUGUUCUUAUUGAGAUCACACAUGUGAACAUACACAUAAUUGCAUGACAUAAAUAUAAUGACAUAAAUGUAUAAAUAUUUCAUUUGAAUUCUAUAUAAUUAACUGUUCUGGUCAUUUUGACCUGGAGAGGAUUUUCUUUUUCUCUAGCUAAUGUUAUUGCUUUGUAAUAAAACUUUCUGACUUUGCUCAAUCGGGGUGUAACAAUUAAAUAAUAUAAUUUUUGGUCAUUUUUGACCAGGAACACUAAAUUAGGUAAAGGAUUUUCAGGUCAACACAAGGGUUAAAGAAAAAAACAAACAAACUGAGAGGCGGUUGCACUAAAGCCUUUGGCAUGGACCUGGCCAGACUUAAUUCGAUGGCCAUCCACCAUUUAGACAGAGAACAGGCACAAAACACUCAUCAACUUCCACAAUGGCUCCAGACAAUAGCAGAAGGAAACAGACCAGAAAAGCGCUGGAUCAGACUGAAUGGAGCAUGUGAACGGAUGUUAUGGAAUUUAUUAAAUUCAAAUUUUCAAUCUUAUUUUUAAAACUAACUUGAUUAAUCCUGAUGAAAUUAAAGAGGAUUUGUCUUUGUAUGUUUUUAAGAAUGUAACAUACACACACACACUUGGAUUGCAAUCCUGAAGAAUCAACAGCUUCGUGUCACUGCACAUCUUUCUCUGCAUGAUUCAUUACCUCUAAAAUCGACAAGUAACAUCAUAGUUGUUAUUGGUUAUGUGAAUGUAGGAAUUUGACGCUGCCUUGUUGUGAGCUCACACACACACACACCAGAGAACAGUGU